GAAUCAACAGCUAAGCCGAGACUCGAACGCACAACGAUACCGAACUCUUCGGCGCCAGUCCAAGAUUCGAUCUUCCAGCAUUAGAUAGCAUCCAGUAUCUGCGUCGUCAGAAUGAGCGAUGGCGGCGCAGCUGACGUCACCGCGCCUGCGCCAUUACAGGACAAUGACUGCCCUUUGUUUCGUUUGUAAUUUGCCGAUACUCUCCCAUCAAGUCGGUUUGGUCUGGCAAGGAGGAAACGGAUGGGACGAUCUAGUUAGAGAGCAGCUCGAAGAAUCGACAAUCCGACAGCGUUUGGGAGGACGUCGCGACUCAGCCACCCAAAUAUGCUCCAUCUCCCCACCGACCGAGACGCAGGAAAGUUCGCCUCCUGCUGGAGGCCGCAGGAGACGCUCUUCUUUAGCGCAACUGACCGAUAUCCUGCGGGAAUGGGGCGGAGCGAAGAAGCAGCAAAAGCAGCUUCAUCGCAGGGAAACUCUGGCUGAUUUAGCGCGGAGUUUGCCUUGGGGCCGCCAAACCACUGCAGAAACUGGACCAACGCCCAGUAUAUGCACCAAGAAACGCAGAGAAUCCAGUGCAGACUCUGGAAUAAGGAGUUCGGGAUCGAAAUCACGUCGCGAUUCACACCACAAUGCCAUUUCGGAUUUCAGAACCGAAGUGGCCAAAUUGUGGCAACGGAGGGAAUCCGUAACGACCACAACGAUCGUUAGUCCCAGCUCGGUUUCAGCUCGAAGAGAUAGCGGAGAAUCAUCAAGAAGCGGACGACGCGACUCCACCUCGUAUUCCCAACAUGCAUCUAGAAGAGGAUCGGGCGAAAGCGGCAAAAGCAGCCGUAGGGAUUCCACCACAAUCAUCCUGUUGCCUCCGCCGCCGAAGAUCGUGGGGGCGACCAGAAAACGUCGCGACUCCAGAGGGAAAGUGGAUACUCCGAUUUACUACCGACAAGAGCAGCGACCUUCCACUUCUUCCACUGCUUCCGAUUCUGGAACUUCCGCAGGACUGUUGCAGAUCAGCACUGCGCCUGCCACAGCUACAUCUUCCACUGACUCAGCUUCUCAGUCCAACCAGGCUGGUCUUCCUUGCCCAACUAUAAUCACUUCCAGCGUCACUCCGCCAGCUACGUCUCCAACAGUUCCAGCUACAACAGCCACCACUCCUACUCAUCCUCUUCUUUCCACCAGGAGGGACUCUACCACUCAAUGUGGCCGAAUAGGCCGCCGAGACUCUAGGUCGCAUGCCAGCCCGGAGCGUCGCAGCUCCAGGCUUCAAAGACAAAAUACCGCUUUUGACGAAAGUUUGCCGCCAGGCAUGAAUCGCCGAGGUUCUCAACCGACAGCUCUCAGUCCUGAUAUCGACGAUUCGGGACGAAAAGCGAGAAGAGACUCUUUGAGUCCCGAUUCUGCAUCGAGAGGUCGCAGGGACUCCAGGUCCCACUUAAGUCCUGAUAGAUCUGGUGAACGCGAUAUAAGUCCAGUGCGUCGCAGUCGCAGAAAUAAACUAAGAAGACAAUCAACAAGUGUGGCAGGAAGACAUAAUCAUAGAUCGCCGGAUAGUUCAAGCUGCUCCUCUCGCGACCCCAGCCCGAGUGCCAGAGGCGGUCCGCCCCCAACUUCCGAAAAUUAUCGGCCAGCAAUUAGGCGUCAAUCCACCACCGAGGAAAUUCUGAUUGCUCGAGGCUUCCGACGACAAUCAACCACUGAAGAGAUGAUCCGCUGCCGGAACUUCCGCAGACAGUCCUCGCAGAGCGACGAAUGCCAAAGAUACAAAGGGCGGCGGGAUUCUUCGGCUCAGAUUCUCGAUGGGACGGUGACCACCAUGACCGUGGAAACUAGCAGUACGUUUUUCGAUUCAAGUACACAAACAGAGCCAACCCCCUUAUAUGAGAACAAUCACUAUCACGAAGAAUGUUUACGGUGCAAUUCGUGCGGCCUCAACCUAACUGGGCCCAAUCAGAAACGAGCCAGACGGUUCAAGAAUCAGAUCCUGUGCGAUCUGCACUUUGCCGACGUGGCUCUGAUGGAGUGCAGCGACUUUAUGCAGCAACUUAGAAGCUUCAAGCCUCAGAGUCUCGGCUGUGCUGUCGCUCGCAGAAAGAGCAGCACCACUUUGAUUUUUCCUUUACCACCGCAAGCGUGUUCUGACGAAUUUUGCGAAGAAUUCCCCCACAACUUUAUUCCCACCCCCGGCUACUGGAUCGAGUGCUCCAGACAGAAAAUCACCACCGACACAAUAUGGGACGAAAGCGAAUCGGAUCAUGACAAUGAAAUACAAGAAGGAAACGAAGAUACUCCUGAUGGAACCGACCAGGAAAAUGGCCAUGACUUGCGACGAAGGGACCGAAGCUGCAACGAUCUGUAUGAAGACGAUGAGGACGACGAUAACUCCUUGCCAAGGAAGAAAACCACCAUCGAAGAGCAGUGGGAGAAGAAUCAGGGCUUUGAACUCACUAGUGUGGAGCAGGAGACCUACGAAAAGUACUUCUAUGGAACGGAGCAUUGGAACUACUUUACCAGCGAUGAGGAUUUGGGCCCCAUUAUUCUCUCAAUCAAGCAGGAGACUUUGAAUAACAGAGACCAGUUUAGGAUAUUGGUGAGAGCGAUCAGUUAUACGGUGCACGGUCUGAUUCCAGCCAGCUGCGUGUUUGCGGACAGGUAUAACAGAGAAGAAGUUGUCCGUUCUUUGGGGAAUGAGGUGAACAUCUGUCCGGCAUUAACUCUAGGCCAGCUGCCAGAUACUCCCGAGGAACUUCUCAAAUUAGAUCAGGUAUUCAUCAAAUCCGAGUUAAAAGUCGGCGUGAUCUACGUGAAAGAGGGCCAAUAUUCUGAAGAGGAAAUCCUUGACAAUAAUGAUAACUCCAUGUUAUUCGAAGAAUUCCUGCAGGUAUUAGGCGAAAAGGUCAGAUUGAGGGGCUUCGAUCGCUAUAAAGGUGGCCUGGACACUGUACACGAUUUAACAGGGUUAUAUUCCAUUUACACAAAUUGGAGAAACAUUGAAAUAAUGUUCCAUGUGAGCACUCUGCUGCCAUAUGAGAGCCACGAUCCUCAAAAGUUGCAAAGAAAACGCCAUAUUGGCAACGAUAUUGUUUGUGUGGUCUUUCUUGAGGCCGACAACACCUCAUUCUCGCCCGCCUGUAUCAAAAGCCAUUUUCUGCAUACCUUCAUUUUAGUUCGGACAUCGCCUCGAAUCAAACGAAAACCCACUCGAUACGAAGUAUCGGUGGUAACAAGGGAUGAAGUUGGCGCGUACAAGCCCUAUUUAUGGGAGCAGAGCCUGUUCGAUAAAGGGCCGAUGUUUAGGGAAUGGUUGCUGACGAAAAUCGUCAACGGUGAAAGAGCCAGCUAUUCAGCUCCCAAAUUUGCCCGAAUGCAAGAACGAACACGCUCCCAAAUGCUGGAAGACAUCGUGGCCAAUCUACAGAAUCACGCGGAAACCGGUCAGAUACCGAAACCAUACAGGAGAGGCUCCUGGAGACCAAUUGGCCACAUGCGUCCAUCCUCCCCGCUUCUGGAUAGCGUUCGCGACCAGUUUGAGGAUUAUGACCAAAUCGCAAAAGAUUUCACCAAGUUCUUCAUCAAUUCCGACAUUAACGAAAAAUCAAACGCCCAUCUCUUCGACGUUUCCUUCAUGGUCGGCCAAAGUAAGCCGAAAACGAAGCUGGUGGGAGUGCGAGCCAUUCUAGGGGUCCGCAGCCGGGUGUUCCAGGAAAUGCUCUAUGGGAUCCAGACAGGGUUUGGUUCGCCUCAGGUACCAGUGGCGGAAAUUCUGGCACGGCCCGCUCCCACUCUGCUACACAGUCCGCAGCAAUCCAGGCCAAAGUCCAGCAAUUUCCUGCAAGUUCCCGACAUGGAAAGUCCCAGGCCGAAGAGCGUGCCCAGUUCCCCAAUGGUGAAAAGGGCGUUUACUCGCCUGGGAACCAUCACAGCUGGAUGGGGCAGAUCGAUACGAAAGCACAACGCUCAGCAAUUGUCUGCAGAUGAUAAGAAGAAAUGGGCAAGCAGCCAGGAUUGCUCCAACAAAGACACCAAGGAUAAAGAGGGGAAGGAGAAAGGCCCCACGCAGUUUCCGAUGCCCAAGCUCAGUGUCUGCGCAGAUGUUCAGAAGGUCGACAGGGCCAAACUGGCUCAGACUGAGUUCAUCAUCAUUGAGUUCGAUUCCGAAACUUUCMGRAUUUUACUCGAUUAUCUUCAUACAGGGUCUUGUCCAUUGACAUGUUCAACAAUACCUGGACUGAUUUGUGCUGCAGAACAUUACGAUCUGCCCGAUCUGCUGCAGGCCUGCUUCCAUCAUGCCAAGCAGUUCCUCAGAAUUGAAGUGGUUUGCUGCAUGUUGUCUUCUCUGGAAAACUACUACUGGAGAUACACAUCGGCAUCAGAACUUGUUAACAUGAUUUUGGCUUUUGUGGAGACCAGAGCUUACGCUCUGUUCCAGAUUCCCGAUUUUCUCAAUCUGAGCGAAUCCAUGGUGCAGAUGAUUAUAAGCAGAAAUCUAGAAAUACCGGAAAUAAGAAAAUUCGAAGCAAUGCUUGCAUGGGCGCGGCAUAAAAUCCGCACAAAAACGUCUAGCAAAUUGGAUGCCAAGAUAGAAUUUAAGUGCAUUAUGGAACGGCUGGCUCGGGACUUGAAACUGUACAGAAUUUCGCCUCAGGAACUCAUUAAGGUUGUGCUGCCAUCAAAGGCGAUAAAGAACGAAAGAAUACUGGAAACUCUAAUGUACCAAGCCAACUCCGGCAUGUACAGAAUACAGGAUUCCUACAUAAAAGAGUGCACUCAAAGGCUGCAGAAGCAGGACUCUCGUUUCUCUGAAUGGGAGUCAUUCGACUGCAGCACUUAGAAUAAGAGACAAUCAUAAGCGAUGUGUUUUCCCAAUAGAUAUUGAAAAAAUAUUGUGAUAUUAAUUGUACCUGAGUUACUAGUUUCCUCUUGUUCAAGCACAUUUCAAACCAUUCUAUGCACGAUUUGUUUCCUCACUUCGUUUGGAUAUUGUUCCAACUUUGGCUAGUUUUCACUUGACUUUCACAUAUUGGGGAAACAUAAUUAAUAAUCAAUGUUUUAAUUCAUUGCUAAUAAGGUUAAUAACCGCUAUUACCUGGAAACAAAUUAUCAAUUUUCAAUUUUUGUUACAAUUAUGGAUGUUUUCGAAAAGUUAACAGAAAAAAAUCUCGUCAAAACGCACAAUUUUUAUUAUUUCCACCCCCCGUAAGUUAAGGGGCUGUUUCAUGUGAUCGUCUGGAAAAUUGACCGAUAUCGAAAAGUUUUGUUUUAUUUAGGAAAAGCUUCUGGAGUCUCAAUGAUUAUCUAGCAUAUAUGCAGGGUGUUUCAGCAACAAAACCUACUAGUAUGGUUACUAUAACAGAAAUGAUUUAUUUAAAAUUGUGAUAUAACUUUUUCAAUAGAUUUGCUACCACUCAGUAUCUCAAAAACACAGCAUUUGCGUGAAACACCCUGUGUUUUUGCUCUAUUUAUUGCCCCGUGCCUCAUUUUCGACCGUUUAGAUUUUUGAUAGUUUCUAAUAAUGAAAAAACUGCAAUUAAGGAAGUGAGUAAGACUCAAGAACUCGAUAUCAAGCAGCUUGAGUGAUUUGAAGUAGUAGUAGAUGCUGCAGUGCUGCAUGCAAAAAGUAAAGUAUUUCCAUCUAAAGUCGCUCUGGCAAGCAAAAAUCUAAAAGUGCCAAAUGAGGUAUAAAUAUUAUAACCAUAAUAUAAAGGAAAAUCUCAUUCAUUAACCAAUCAUCAAUUAUUAUCGUCAAAGUAUAAAUAAAAAAACUGUGUAUAUGAAUCUAAGAUAUACAGCAGGUUACAGCGGACCUUAUUUCCUAAAAUAUCGUUUAAUAAGGGCAGAGGGCCCUGAACAGAAUAAAUUGUGUAAUAUUAAGGGUUCUUGUAUUUAUACAUAACUGUAAUAUAAUCUGUAUGUGUUCGAUGUUAUUGAUAAAUUACUAGAUAAAGAGGAGCAAGAAGCACGAAAACAAAAUGUGUGUUCCAAGACUUAAAUAUAUUUUAAUUACCUAGGUAGCAAAUGAAAUGUUGAAAUAUUUUGAUACUAAAUUUCUUAAAUAUCUAAUAUAAAAUUCCGACAGCAUACUUGUUACAGCCACCAAACAUCGUAAGAGCGUGUACAUAAAUUUCCAUUUGGUUACCAUCAAAAGAAGCGAAAGAACAUCAUUUAGCUAAACAGAAAAAAGCGAUUCCUUGUCCUGACACUGAAUUAUGGUAAAAUAACAAAUAUGCUGAUCCUAGUUCUUACUACCUUAUCUUUUUAAUUUUUUUUGUAAUGUGGUAAGUAUAAGUGUCUUAUAUACACAUAUAUAUCAUAAUGGCGAUUACCUGUAUGUGCACGCGUCUCCUGCGAUCUAAUCGUAUCGCAUUAAAUGUUAAUAAGAACGUUAUCGUAAUCGUUGUUGUCUGUUUAAAAAUAAUAUGUUAUUUAUUGAGACACUCUUUUAGUUAUAAGAGAAUCUAUCGAGUGUUAAAUUUCUAACUGCAAAUGAAAAUUUGGUGUCACGUGUCCGUUUUAUUCUGUCGAGCUGUUCGCAAUCUUGGGUGUAAACUUGCGCCUAUUUGUCAAUGUGAAAGUCAGCGAAUAAGAAUAAAUAUUUAUUUCCUAGUAGGAGUAUCAGCCUUUAUUUGCCAAUUGCCUAAAUUAUUAUUUGCAGCCAAACUGAAUCAGUUCUCUUAUCGUGUAGAAGUAUCCAUUUUUUAUUGUGAAUUGCAGUUGUUUCAGUGUAUAGUGUAAGAACGAUUGGAAAUAUAAUUGAUUAUUGCCCAA
Dendroctonus ponderosae (mountain pine beetle) is the source of this 6762-nucleotide messenger RNA. RefSeq lists its product as uncharacterized. Gene Ontology annotation, molecular function: protein binding; GTPase activator activity. Gene Ontology annotation, cellular component: cytoplasm. Gene Ontology annotation, biological process: activation of GTPase activity; regulation of small GTPase mediated signal transduction. The transcript has 25 exons. Bases 119 to 4828 code for a protein of 1569 amino acids. NCBI's taxonomy places the organism in Eukaryota, Metazoa, Arthropoda, Insecta, Coleoptera, Curculionidae. The record is from RefSeq and is a predicted model, not a curated record.